AUGGCCCCUCUCUCCUCGCUGGCAACCUCCGCAGACGUGCACGCACAUGUCCCGAAGCCCAAAUUCCGACUUCACCUGGACGAUCUCCGCCAUGCAGGAAGCACCUCAUUCCUUUCGCGGGUCCCAAACCCUCUGCUGACGCUCGAGACGGCCCUACAAGCUAUCAUCCGACACCUUUAUACCUCACCGACUGAUUCUGACCGCGAUGCUCUGUCCUCCGCUGUUCCCCGUCCGAGAAUCCCCUCCUUCUCCCCAUCAAUCCCCCCUACACGCUCCGUGACCCUCAUCCUCCGUGACUUCGACGGUAUCGCAUACACCACCGGCACCGACUAUGACAAAGAGAUACACUUCUCACUGUCCUAUAUCCGGGCGCGCGCAGACGCCGCUUGCGAGCUAGCUGGCGUGCUCACCCACGAGCUAGUCCAUUGCUACCAACACACGUCGCCCCGCGCACUAGAGGCGGACGAUAGAGACGAAACAGAUGCUGCGAACUCCGAGAAGGACAGCAACAUUCCACAUCCUCCCGGCGGUUUAAUCGAAGGUAUUGCCGACUUUGUCCGUCUCAAGGCUGGUCUAGCUCCACCGCAUUGGAAACGACCGUCUUCCUCCAAGGACAGGGCUGAGAACUGGGACCAGGGAUAUCAGCACACGGCGUAUUUUCUGGCUUGGUUGGAGGAUGUUCGCGUUGGCGUAGGUGCGGUGGGUAUGUUGAACGAUCGGCUGCUGAGAGUGGGAUACGUGGGAGAGUCAACAAGGGUCACGACGGGAGAUGCUGGAGAGAACGAUACGGAUGGGAGCGGUCGCAGUUAUCAAGAGAGCUUCUGGGUAGGCUUGUUCGGUGUCGGGGUGCUGGAGCUCUGGGAGGAAUAUGUGUUACUAUUCUAUUCAGAAAGAAACAGCGGCCUACGAAAGGGGAUGCUGCCGUUGCUCAGAUUUCAGACACCCAUCCUGAAUUCAAGUAUUCUACAUAGUCCAGAUGAUCUCUCCCAGGCCGGAAGAUUGGUAAAAGAAAAAGACUAG
Monascus purpureus is the source of this 1020-nucleotide messenger RNA. Lineage: Eukaryota; Fungi; Ascomycota; Eurotiomycetes; Eurotiales; Aspergillaceae. The record is from the annotation of a GenBank genome assembly.